UCAUGCUGCUGCCAGGUCCAGAGUGUGUCAUGGGUCCCUGUACGGCCUCCCAUUGCUGCUGUCUCCAUUGCCACACUCUGCCAUGUGCCACUUUCAGGUCUCCUCACACUGCUGGUUGGUUCCAUUUUGUCAUAGGGUGCUGGCAGAUUACGGGCCUCCCAUUGCUGCUGCCAGGCCCGUAAUCUGUCAUGGGCCCCUGUACCGCCUCCUCAUGCUGCUGCCAGGUCCAGAGUGUCUCAUGGGUCCCUGUACGGCCUCCCAUUGCUGCUGUCUCCAUCGCCACACUCUGCCAUGUGCCACUUUCAGGUCUCCUCACACUGCUGGUGGGUUCCAUUUUGUC
Messenger RNA from Staurois parvus, 340 nucleotides. NCBI's taxonomy places the organism in Eukaryota, Metazoa, Chordata, Amphibia, Anura, Ranidae. The record is from the annotation of a GenBank genome assembly.